CGGCUGUAAAGCGCGGAGCCGGGGCGUUGGAAGGCGCCGGGCGCGGGGCCCGGUUCCGCGGCGGCGGGCGCCGGGAGUGUUCGCGCCGCUCGCGGAUCUGGUUGCCUUCGUGUCAGUGGUGGAAGCGAGGGAUUGUGUUGGGAGAGCUCCAGGUCGUGUGUGUUUCUGUCAAGGACGUAGCUAGUCCUUCCCCGGAACGGGAGAGCGGCGCGGUCCUAGCGCCGGCUCGAUCCCCGGGGCUGUCCCGCGGCCGAGGCUGGGGCCGCCGCUGAGCCUGACCUCGCCCCGCGGAGCCGCGCGGGGGCCGCUGAUGGCCGAACGCUUCCUGGGCAAGACUUUGGCCGCAGCGUCUCUCUCUGUGGCCUUGGCCUCUGUGGCGGUCAGGCCCUCGGGCUGUGGCAGCGCUCCGGCGUGCAGAAACACAUUUUCAUUCUGUGGGUUUCAUCUUAACUCGAACAUCAUGUCUAACUCUAAUGGUGCCAAACAGAAUUCCCACAACAAGGCUCGGACAUCUCCUUAUCCAGGUUCAAAAGUCCAACGCAGCCAGGUUCCUAAUGAGAAAGUAGGCUGGUUUGUUGAAUGGCAAGACUAUAAUCCUGUGGAAUACACUGCAGUCUCUGUCUUGGCAGGACCUAGGUGGGCAGAUCCUCAGAUCAGUGAAAGUAACUUCUCUCCCAAGUUCAAUGAAAAGGAUGGGCAUGUUCAGAGAAAGAGCCAGAAUGGUUUGUAUGAGAUUGAAAAUGGGAGACCCAGAAAUCCUGCAGGACGGACAGGACUGGUUGGUCGGGGGCUUUUGGGGCGAUGGGGCCCAAAUCAUGCUGCAGAUCCCAUCAUAACCAGGUGGAAAAGGGAUAGAAGUGGAAAUAAAAUCCCCCAUCCCAUUUCUGGGAAAAACAUCUUGCAGUUUGUGGCAAUAAAAAGGAAAGACUGUGGAGAAUGGGCAAUCCCAGGGGGGAUGGUGGAUCCAGGAGAGAAGAUUAGUGCUACACUUAAAAGAGAAUUUGGUGAGGAAGCUCUCAACUCCUUACAAAAAUCUGGUGCGGAAAAGAGAGAAUUGGAGGAACAGUUGCACAAACUCUUCAGCCAGGAACACCUAGUGAUAUAUAAGGGAUAUGUUGAUGAUCCUCGAAAUACUGAUAAUGCAUGGAUGGAGACAGAAGCUGUGAACUACCAUGAUGAAACAGGUGAGAUAAUGGAUAACCUUACCCUGGAGGCUGGAGAUGAUGCUGGAAAGGUUAAAUGGGUGGACAUCAGUGAUCAACUCCAGCUUUAUGCCAGUCACUCUCAAUUCAUCAAACUCGUGGCUGAGAAGCGAGAUGCACACUGGAGUGAGGACUCUGAAACUGAGUGCAGUGGGUUGUAGCCCCCAUCAUUGUGGGAACCACAGGCCAGCAAAGGGGUGCGUGCUGAAAGAAGGCAUCACAGAGCUCAUACUACAAGGGGGCAGGGUUGGUCACUUGGAAGUUAGUUUAUUCACUUUCAAAGCUAUUUGCAUUUAGGUUUACAUCAGCAUAAAAUUAGUAAAUACGGUGAAAUGCAACAUGGAAUUUUCCGCUUUUCAAUCAAAAGAAAUAUAAACAAUCAUAUUUUGUAUGUAUUCUAUUUAAGCAUGGCUUAAACCACGUCUUAACCAAAAGUCUUUGAAGAAUCAUAAUCUGAAUAAAAAUAAAUUUAUGUUGGCCAUCACUUCUGUUUUUCAUCUAGUUCUUAUUUGUCAGUUCUUUUUUUUUUCUUUUUUUUUUUUUUUUAACCCCCUAUUGAUCUUCUGGGGUUUGAAGGAUAUUCCUGCCAUAUCAGACUCCUUUAGGAGAAGCACCACCAUUGUGUAUUCUAAUUUAUCUGUAAAUUAUUUGAUUCUUAUUUUGCUUUAUGUGAUUUUGCUGAAGCUGAUUUCAAAAUGGAAACCUUAGAUAUUCUUGACUUUAGAGUCCAGUGUUCUGAGGAAAUUUCAGUAACUAUUUUAGUCAAUAAAGAUCAAGAUCAAUGAA
Canis lupus familiaris (dog) is the source of this 1988-nucleotide messenger RNA. RefSeq names its product nudix hydrolase 9 (gene NUDT9). The record is from RefSeq and is a predicted model, not a curated record. Gene Ontology annotation, molecular function: ADP-ribose diphosphatase activity. The transcript has 8 exons. NCBI's taxonomy places the organism in Eukaryota, Metazoa, Chordata, Mammalia, Carnivora, Canidae. Bases 311 to 1363 code for a protein of 350 amino acids. Gene Ontology annotation, cellular component: mitochondrion.